GAGGGGAGACGGACAGAGGGAGGAUGGGGAGAAUUCUCAGAAGGCCAAGAGGCAUCAUCGUGCUCUCCCUCUCUCCCCAUUCAAGCCGAGCCCUCCCAAUCCAGCGCCGCAACAGCAACGCUAGGGCGCUCGGGCUCGGCGCCAGCCGCGUCUCUCCUCGCCCGCCCGGCCGCGGACGCUCGCGGUUCCAGCUUCCAAUGCUGGAAAGAUCGUAGGAUUUUGGACAAGUGAGAGCUGACAUGGAACCAACCUCUCAGCCUCAGCCCGCAAUUGGUGUUGUUGCCUAUCCGCCUGCAGCAACAAUAAUCAGUCCUUCUGCAGUCGCAGCUGCUGGUUUACAACCAGGGCAAGCAUUUGCAGCCAACCCUGCUCAAAUGAGUGCUCAGCACCAGGUUGUAUACCAGCAAGCCCAGCAAUUCCACCUACAGCUCCAGCAGCAGCAGCAGCGUCAGCUCCAGCAAUUCUGGGCUGAACGCCUGGCUGAUAUUGAGCAAACCACUGACUUCAAGAACCACACCUUGCCACUUGCAAGGAUAAAGAAGAUCAUGAAGGCCGAUGAGGAUGUCCGAAUGAUCUCUGCAGAAGCUCCAGUGGUCUUUGCGAAAGCUUGCGAGAUAUUUAUACUUGAGCUGACACUGAGGUCGUGGAUGCACACUGAGGAGAACAAGCGCCGGACCUUGCAGAAGAAUGACAUUGCAGCAGCCAUCACCAGGACUGACAUUUACGACUUCUUGGUCGACAUUGUUCCCAGGGAUGAGAUGAAGGAGGAGGGGGUUGGUCUUCCUAGGGCUGGGCUUCCACCCAUGGGAGCCCCAGCUGACGCACAUCCGUACUACUACAUGCCACAGCAGCAGGUGCCAGGUGGAGGAAUGGUGUAUGGCACCCAGCAGGGUCACCCGGUGACGUAUUUGUGGCAGGAGCCUCAGGAACAACAGGAGCCGCCUCCUGAAGAGCAGCAACCUCUGCCAGGAAGUGGCUGAGAAGGUUGCCCAGAAGCUAUCACCUGAUUCAUGUUUAGGUCCUCGAAACAUCAGGUUUUCGUUUAGCUAAUAUCGCCGCUUAUCAAAUUGAAACAGGUGAUUCUAAGUAGCGUUCGGCAUCAUGGUAGUUUCAUUCCUGCUGUGGCGUCGCCGCGUCGGUAGAAAGGAUAAUGACUAGAGACUAGAGGAUUAAAGUUACCAUACCAUUUCCUUCCAUUCCAAAAGUUUGCCCCCAUGAGGCCUUUGAUAUGAAAUGCUGGGUGUUAAUGCUUGAAUGCUGUGGUUGUGCCAUGUAGUUCAUUCUGAUCUCUUCGAUUUCUUUAA
Panicum virgatum (switchgrass) is the source of this 1304-nucleotide messenger RNA. RefSeq names its product nuclear transcription factor Y subunit C-4-like. Gene Ontology annotation, biological process: regulation of DNA-templated transcription. Gene Ontology annotation, cellular component: nucleus. The coding region runs from base 240 to 980 and encodes 246 amino acids. The record is from RefSeq and is a predicted model, not a curated record. NCBI's taxonomy places the organism in Eukaryota, Viridiplantae, Streptophyta, Magnoliopsida, Poales, Poaceae. The transcript has 2 exons. Gene Ontology annotation, molecular function: protein heterodimerization activity; DNA-binding transcription activator activity, RNA polymerase II-specific; DNA binding.